Spirometra erinaceieuropaei is the source of this 810-nucleotide messenger RNA. The record is from the annotation of a GenBank genome assembly. NCBI's taxonomy places the organism in Eukaryota, Metazoa, Platyhelminthes, Cestoda, Diphyllobothriidea, Diphyllobothriidae.
AUGCACUUCCAAUCGCGCGUAUCCACAACCACCGUUCACGAACUCCUCUUCGCCGACGACUGCGCCCUAAACACCACCUCGGAAGAGGAGAUGCAACGUAGCAUGGACCUGUUCUCCGCCGCCUGCGAGAGCUUCCGUCUGGUCAUCAACACACAGAAGACGGUGGUGAUGCACCAACCGCCACCCAACUCAGCCACAGUCCCCAACGCGCCGCCGCAAAUCAGCGUGAACGGAACCCAACUGCAGGUGGUGGAGAACUUCCCGUACCUGGGCAGUACUCUCUCCCGCAACACCAAGAUCGAUGACGAAGUCGCCAACAGGAUCUCGAAAGCCAGUCAAGCCUUCGGUCGCCUCCAAAGCACAGUUUGGAAUCGCCACGGUCUUCAGCUGAGCACGAAGCUGAAGAUGUACAAGGCCGUCAUCCUGCCGACACUACUGUAUGGAGCGGAGACUUGGACGGUGUACGCAAAGCAGGCAUAGCGUCUGAACCACUUCCACCUCAGUUGUCUUCGUCGCAUCCUGAGACUGAACUGGCAGAAUCGAAUCCCCGACAAUGAUGUGCCGGAACGGACGGGAAUCCUCAGCAUCUACGCCAUACUGAGGCAAAUUCAGCUGCGCUGGAGCGGCCACCUGGUGCGCAUGGACGACGAGCGACUAACCAAACGACUCUUCUACGGAGACGUUGCGACGGGUUCUCGCCGUCAAGGAGGCCAGAUUCGCCGUUACAAGGAUACCCUGAAGUCCUCCCUGAAAUGCCUGCAAAUCAACCCCACCAAUUGGGAGGAGUUCGCACUCGAUCGAUCGACCUAA